AUGGGUGUCAGAACUAAAAUAAAACAGACGAGAGAUCAAAUUGAUGCAAAAAUUGAACAGUCGGCCGCGAUUGAUGCUAAAAUGAUACAACAGUUGAGAGAACUCAGAGAAAAAAUUGAUGUCAAAGCUGAACAGCAAUUGGCCGUAAUAAAUACAAAAAUAGAAGACGUCACGUCAAAAAUUGAACAGAAUGUUGAUCAAAAGGCAGCUCGAGAUUCAGAUCUUGAACAAACCCUCAUACUAACGGACAAACGCAACCUCAAAAACGCCGUUUCGUACAGUUUUACAUUCAACUCCGAUGAUGGCUACUUAGCCGAAACAGCGCUCUCAGCUGACAAAUUUCAUGGAUGUUUUGAAUAA
Messenger RNA from Helobdella robusta, 360 nucleotides. RefSeq lists its product as hypothetical. The transcript has 4 exons. The record is from RefSeq and is a predicted model, not a curated record. The coding region runs from base 1 to 360 and encodes 119 amino acids. Lineage: Eukaryota; Metazoa; Annelida; Clitellata; Rhynchobdellida; Glossiphoniidae.